AUGGAUCAAGUUCGUAACACUAACAUGGACAUAGAGAAAGAAUCAACAACAACCUUUAACUACUCCAAACGCGCUCAAUGGCUACGUGCCGCCGUGCUCGGAGCCAACGACGGUCUUGUCUCCACCGCGUCGUUGAUGAUGGGAGUUGGCGCCGUGAAACACGACGUCAAAGCUAUGAUUCUCUCUGGAUUCGCCGGAAUGGUGGCCGGAGCCUGUAGCAUGGCGAUAGGAGAGUUCGUCUCCGUUUACUCUCAGUAUGAUAUAGAGUUAGCUCAGAUGGAGAGAGAGAGUGGUGAAGUAGAGAAAGAGAAGCUUCCUAGUCCACUACAAGCUGCUGCUGCGUCUGCUCUUGCGUUUUCCGCGGGCGCGAUUGUGCCGCUUUUGGCGGCUGCGUUUGUGAAAGAGUAUAGAGUGAGGAUUAUUGCGAUUGUGGUGGCGGUUACGGUGGCGCUUGUGGCUUUUGGGUGGUUAGGAGCGGCGUUAGGGAAGGCACCAGCGGUUAGGUCUUCGGCUAGGGUUUUGUUUGGAGGGUGGUUAGCUAUGGGUGUUACUUUUGGGUUAACUAAGCUUAUUGGGUUAUAUGGACUUUGA
Eruca vesicaria subsp. sativa (arugula) is the source of this 591-nucleotide messenger RNA. The record is from the annotation of a GenBank genome assembly. Lineage: Eukaryota; Viridiplantae; Streptophyta; Magnoliopsida; Brassicales; Brassicaceae.